This is a messenger RNA of Aspergillus niger, 2409 nucleotides long. RefSeq lists its product as uncharacterized. NCBI's taxonomy places the organism in Eukaryota, Fungi, Ascomycota, Eurotiomycetes, Eurotiales, Aspergillaceae. Bases 1 to 2409 code for a protein of 802 amino acids. The record is from RefSeq and is a predicted model, not a curated record. The transcript is spliced from 8 exons.
AUGUCGUCCAGCAGUGUGACCGGUCCCUUUUGGGGCCAAUUGAAUUGGCUGCAUGUCUACAUUGCCGGCACUGCGUUUGCAGUCUGCGCGUUCGUCGCAUUGGUCAUAAUAAUGUCGUCGCAGAAGCGGAAAAUUGACUAUAACAGCGGUGUUUUCACCUAUCUCAAGUUCGCAUAUGCGACAUUCCUCAAGCCCCACGAGAAACACGGAAAUGGCCAACAAGAUGCUCUCGAGAGCUUCUACAAGACGCAGGCCGGUGUGUAUGACGCCACUCGCAAGCGUUUGUUGUGCGGUCGAGAGGAUAUGCUGGGUCUGGUUGCGGCUCAACUCAAGCACAAGGUCGAGAAUAAGCAGCUUCAGUCUGGCAAGGCUGUCUGGGUUGAUAUUGGCGGAGGCACUGGAUACAACAUCGAAGCCAUGUCUACCUUCCUUCCCGUUAAGGAUUUCUUCUCCCGCGUUUAUCUGGUCGAUCUAUCGCCCUCGCUCUGUGAGGUGGCCCGUCAGCGCUUCGAAAGGCUGGGAUGGAAAAAUGUCCACGUUGUCUGCCAGGAUGCUCGCUCCUUCCGUUUGCCGGAGGAUGACAAGAUCGGUCCCCGUAGCGAGAGCAGCGCUGGUGCCGACUUGGCAACAAUGAGUUAUAGCCUGUCUAUGAUUCCAGUCCAAAGCAUUGUUGAUGUCUCGUCGCGUAACUACACUGGCGGUGCUUUCAACCGACAUGUGAACUGGCUCGGUCGUGUCUUCUGGCGCGCCUGGUUCGAUGUGGACCGGGUCAGCUUGGAGGCAGCCCGCCGUGACUACUUGGAGUACCGAUUCGGAACUGUCAUCUCUGCCAGCGAGAGAAACUACCUUUUGGGCGGUAUCCCAUACUAUAUCUUUGUCGGUUGUCAAAAGGACUCGACCACCCAUUCUGGUCGUGAGGCCAUUGAGAAGCUGAACGCCUCAUUCACGGAAUCGCCGUACCUCUCCCCGGCCAACCACCGCAAGGAGAUGGAGACUGCUGUUGUGAACAGCACGCAGGAAAUCAAAUCCAAGGCAUACGAGUCGGCUGUGAUCAAUUUGAGCGCGAACCUGCCUCUCCCCUCGUCCUUUUACCAGAACCACCACCAUCGUAUCUUCUACAAUGACCUUCUGCCGAAGCACACUCAGUUCGGAAAUGAGUACAUCUAUGCUUUCAACUGGGAAGACCCCCGCGUUGACCACCGCUUGCUGGAUAUCAAGCGAGACGAUGUCAUUCUGGCCAUUACCAGCGCCGGUGACAACAUCCUUGACUAUCUCCAGAAGAGCCCGCGUCGUGUCCAUGCGGUCGACUUGAACCCGAAUCAAAACCACUUGCUGGAGCUCAAGGUAGCCAGCUUCAUGGCUCUGGGCCACCGCGAUGUGUGGAAGAUAUUCGGCGAAGGAAAGCAUCCUGAGUUCCGCAAGCUACUCAUCUCCCGACUGAGUCCACACCUCUCCAGCCAAGCCUUCCAGUACUGGUUGGAGCAUACCCAUAUCUUCACCUCCUCUUCUGGUAAGGGACUCUACGAGACGGGUGGAUCGCGCCACGCUAUCAAAAUGGUCCGCUACCUCUUUAAAGUCUUCGGUCUGGAAAGCCAGGUGCAACAGCUUUGUGAGGCUCAGACCCUGGCGGAGCAGCGCAAGAUCUGGCCCCGCAUCCGCUCUGUCCUGAUGAGCAAGCCUCUUCACUGGGCAGUGGUGGGAACGGAAUGGUUUGCAUGGAAGGCCGCAGGCGUGCCUCGCAACCAGCGUAACAUGAUUGUCGAUGACUACUUCAAGAGAAACGGACUGAACAAGGACAUGAAGCAGGCGAAGGAUGUCAGUGGCAAGUCGAUCUGGGAGUACGUGGUGGAUACCUUGGACCCCGUGGUCCAGGAGACUUUGAUUAGCAACGACAACUACUUUUACUUACUCUGCUUGCAGGGACAGUUCUCACGGAGAUGCCAUCCCGCAUACCUCUCCCCCAAAGCCCACGUGAAGCUGUCCUCGCCCGGCGCAUUCGAUGGUCUCCGCAUCCAUACAGACGAGAUCAACGAGGUAAUCAAGCGGAUCAAGCCGCGCAGCCUGACUAUCGCUGUGGUCAUGGACUCCAUGGACUGGUUCGACCCUGAAGGCGAAGAAGCCUCCAUCCAAGCACAAAAGCUCAACCACGCCCUAAAGAUGGGCGGCCGGAUACUACUCCGCUCUGCGAGCAUCGAGCCAUGGUAUAUCCAGCAAUUUGAGCAGAACGGCUUCUCCGCACGUCGUGUUGGCGCCAGAUUCCCGGGAACAUGCAUUGAUCGUGUAAACAUGUACGCCUCAACCUGGAUCUGCACCAAGACGCAAGAACUCGAACGUCCGGCACCUAGUCGCGCCAUGUCGGCUGUCAUUGGACAACAUCACCCCAAAGAGAAACAGCGUAGAGCAUCUUGA